Engraulis encrasicolus (European anchovy) is the source of this 1782-nucleotide messenger RNA. RefSeq lists its product as uncharacterized. The record is from RefSeq and is a predicted model, not a curated record. The coding region runs from base 299 to 640 and encodes 113 amino acids. NCBI's taxonomy places the organism in Eukaryota, Metazoa, Chordata, Actinopteri, Clupeiformes, Engraulidae. The transcript has 6 exons.
GAAUUCUUCUCAUAACGUCAGAAAUGUUUGGUGUACUACUUGACCUUUCACAACCAGAAUCACAAUUAUCAUCAUCAUCAUCAUAGCAAACUGGGAAAUGAAUCGGUGGCCCAUCGAUUAUUUAUGUCUGUUGGCUGGAAGAAUUCACAUGCAAGGCACGGGCGACAGUUUGGGCGAGUUACGUUCCUUCUUGCUAUAGCCCCUCUUCCCAACAUUAAUUUAGAAGUCAACAACAGCGUUAAUAAGACGACAUAAAGUUUAAAGGAGAUGUAGGUGACUAAAGGCAGGGAGUAAGGCGAUGGGCUGCACCUCAGCCAAGCAGUUAGCUGUGCCGAAUGAGGAUGAUCAGGGCCAAAGCAAGGCCUACACCAAUGGGGAUGCUUUUUCAGAGGAACACAAAACAAAGGGAGGGGAGAAGGUCAAAUAUGACCAUGGCGAAGAAGACCAAUUGAAUACAAGCAACAAGGAAAAUCUGAAGAAAAAUACAGUUUUGCAUAGAGGCAAAUCGAAGGACCAAGGUGAUGAUGGCAACAAGAUAAGUGUUCACUCAUCAGAGAGCCAACAGGAGUUUUUCCGAAUGCUGGAUGAAAAGAUUGAGAUGGGGCGGGACUACUGCUCAGAGGGAGAAGAUGUGACAUAGCACAGUUCUGAAAGUUGAAUCAUGUCAACUCAAGGCCUGAACCCCGAUCUUUCAUCGCAACCAACUUUUGUCUCCUCUCCUUGGUGAUCCCCACAGGAAAAUAGGGUGCAGACAAAACACAACUAGGCAUAUAAACAUAUUAAGGCAAGAGCAUUUCUAAACAGCCUUUGAUAUUUGUUUACAGUUGUCUAAACGUUUUUGUACUGAACCUGUUUAAGUUUUAUUUUACCAUCACAGCAACUUCUCAUACACUUAAUGGUAAUGCGCGUACACACACACACACACACACACACACACACACACACACACACACACACACACACACACACACACACACACACACACACACACACGUUAUGUAGCACAAAAGUGUUUUGAUGGAAUUCAAAUUUCCACUAGUGCCCAUUCAGGAGUCUUGUCAUGCUAAGCCAGGAGAGGAGACAAGUGUUAUAGUAAGCUGAGGAAGAUCAAUGGAGGGGAGCUUUGGGGAAAGCCACGUUCAGACUGUCUGCAUAUCCCUAUGCCUUAUCUUGCUGCUGCCUACCUACAAGGUGAAGAGGGAAAGUGGAUUUCAGUUGGCAGUGCUGGACACCGUUCUUCGGGACAGACUUUAUUUAGAUUUUUUGCCAAUGUUUGAUCAGGAUUUUAUUCAGUAUUUUGACAUAUGUCAUGCCUUUAAAGGAUUAAAAGACCGCCCAUUAGUAUGUCUACUAGGCAAAUAUCCAUUUAGCACUGUAAACAAACCUCAUACAUGGAAAAAAUAGUUAACAACAAUAAAAAUGGCCUCCGGGCACUCAUUCAAUGAAAAGAAAAUGUUGACCAUUAGACAUGCAAAAGGCACAUUUUUCUUGUCCUUCAGGAAACUUCCUUUCCUUUAAGUUGCGUGGUUUUCCUCCGUCAGGUUUUUCUGGUCUUUGCAAUUUGUGCUUCUUGUACCUCUCCCAUAAUGUGUACCGAUCUCAGGACACUCAUGCUGUUACCUUCUGCCUACAACUCACCUCUGCAGCUCGCCUUCAGUGCAAAUACUCUACCAUAGGGAAGUUGAAGUCAUAAAACACAUACUAUUUUCUGCAGUAGUAUUUAGGCUACAUGGUGUGUGGACUAUGUAAAGACUGUUGAUCCCAAAUAUAUAUUUAACAUCA